CACCGCCCAUAAGACGAGCCUUCGUCCCGCCGGAAGUGCCAUUUUUUUAAUAGGAUGGCGGUGCUUUUGGAGGCCAGUUUUGUGUGUUGUCCGGUUUGAGGUAGUGGCCCGUGGAGGGUCGGGAAAGAGGAUGAAUUAUAUGCCCGGGACCGCCAGCCUCAUAGAGGAUAUAGACAAAAAACACUUGGUCUUGCUGAGGGAUGGAAGGACCCUUAUAGGUUAUCUAAGAAGCAUUGACCAGUUUGCCAAUCUGGUGCUGCAUCAGACUGUGGAGAGAAUCCAUGUUGGGAAGAAAUAUGGUGAUAUACCACGAGGAAUUUUUGUUGUGCGCGGGGAGAAUGUGGUGCUGCUCGGUGAGAUUGACCUGGAGAAAGAAAGUGACACCCCUCUCCUUCAGGUCUCCAUAGAAGAAAUCCUGGAAGAUCAGCGCGUCGAGCAGCAGAGCAAAAAUGAAGCAGAGAAGCUGAAGGUGCAAGCCCUGAAGGAGCGGGGCCUGUCGAUCCCCAGAGCUGACACUCUGGAUGAAUACUGACAUUUUACCAUGGACAGUCUGAUGCUGAAUGUUCUCCAAAGCGCAAUAGUUAAUGUUCAAAAGUGAAAAAUUUAUUUUUUUUUGUUUUCAGUUGGUUUGGACUAACCUAUUGCAGCACACUGUAAAAUAUCCAUUUAGUUUGGUUAAAAUCAUUGCUUAGAAAUGGCUAAGCUCUAAACUCAAUAGCACUUAUGUUGAAGAACUGCUCUGCAAUUUUGUUAUGGGGAAAGAAAGCCCAUUAAAGAUUUCCUUUGUCAGUGCUUUAUUUUUU
Xenopus tropicalis (tropical clawed frog) is the source of this 803-nucleotide messenger RNA. RefSeq names its product LSM1 homolog, mRNA degradation associated (gene lsm1). Gene Ontology annotation, cellular component: P-body; cytoplasm. Gene Ontology annotation, molecular function: RNA binding. NCBI's taxonomy places the organism in Eukaryota, Metazoa, Chordata, Amphibia, Anura, Pipidae. The record is from RefSeq and is marked provisional. Gene Ontology annotation, biological process: mRNA processing; nuclear-transcribed mRNA catabolic process.